UCAGAGGAUUUAGGACUUUGGAGAGAACUGAUUUUAGCAACAGACUCUAAAAAGAUGUGUGUUGGGAAGUGUGCAAGGUGCAUUGGUUCGCUGCUUCUCACUUUGGCAAUACUUUGUAUUGUAGCAAAUAUCCUUCUUUAUUUUCCUAAUGGAGAAACUAAGUAUGCUUCAGGCAAUCUCUUGAGUAGAUAUGUGUGGUUUUUCGAAGGCAUUGGAGGAGCUGGCUUGCUGAUGCUUAUUCCAGCCUUUGUGUUUAUUGGAUUAGAGAAUGAAGAUUGUUGUGGCUGCUGCGGCCAUGAGUCAUGUGGGAGAAGCUGUGCUAUGUUGUCAUCAAUUCUCGCAGCUCUAAUAGGGAUUGCUGGAUCCGGUUACUGUCUAAUUAUCUCAGCAUUGGCUUUAGUUGAAGGGCCCUACUGCUCUGAUGGCAGCGUAUGGAGUUAUAUAUUCAAGGGAACAAAUGGAGGAUAUCUGGGGGAUCAUGCAUCUUGGUCACAGUGCGCAGAACCAAAGAAUGUUGUUGUGUGGAAUGUCACACUGUUUUCUAUCCUACUGGGUCUGUCUGCAAUCCAAGUCAUUCUCUGCUUUAUCCAGAUCAUAAAUGGCUUCGUUGGAAGCAUUAGUGCUUGCUGUGGUGAACAGAAAUCACAGGUGAAUAUUGUUUUAUUUUUGCAUUGA
Messenger RNA from Bombina bombina (fire-bellied toad), 675 nucleotides. It is a transcript of the gene TM4SF1, whose product is annotated as transmembrane 4 L six family member 1. NCBI's taxonomy places the organism in Eukaryota, Metazoa, Chordata, Amphibia, Anura, Bombinatoridae. The transcript has 4 exons. Gene Ontology annotation, cellular component: membrane. Bases 55 to 675 code for a protein of 206 amino acids. The record is from RefSeq and is a predicted model, not a curated record.